Trichoderma asperellum CBS 433.97 is the source of this 4033-nucleotide messenger RNA. RefSeq lists its product as uncharacterized. Gene Ontology annotation, cellular component: cytosol. Gene Ontology annotation, molecular function: 5-oxoprolinase (ATP-hydrolyzing) activity. Lineage: Eukaryota; Fungi; Ascomycota; Sordariomycetes; Hypocreales; Hypocreaceae. Gene Ontology annotation, biological process: glutathione metabolic process. The record is from RefSeq and is a predicted model, not a curated record.
GCCGGGAGAGCUUGAUAUAAAGUGCUAGAAGGUUGCUGUUCAGCUGUGUCCGUGAACACUACAAGCCAAGCAGCUAACCUAAUACCCUAAUCAUGGCCAUUAAAUCACUCCGUAUCCGAGUCUCUAUUGACAGAGGCGGAACUUUCACUGAUGUUCACGCCUCAAUACCCGGCAGAGAAGACAUCAUCCUCAAACUCUUAUCCGUCGAUCCCGCCAACUACCAAGAUGCCCCAACAGAAGGCAUCCGAAGAAUUUUGGAGUUGGUGACGGGCCAGCAGCUCCCUCGAGGCCAACCCCUUGACCUUUUCCAUUUUGAAUCUAUUCGCAUGGGCACAACAGUCGCCACAAAUGCCCUGUUGGAGCGCAAAGGCGAGAGAGUCGCCCUGGUCACGACCAAGGGCUUCCGCGACCUCCUAGCCAUCGGAAACCAGUCUCGGCCACAGAUCUUUGAUCUAUCAGUGUCGCGGCCAGAAGUCCUCUACGAUUACGUAGUAGAGGUGGAUGAGCGUGUGACCAUGGAAGAUUACACGGAAGACCCAGAGUCCAACAAAACAAUCCCUACAGGCCAAGAUUCACAGCUCGUCACAGCCGUCACCGGCGAGACUAUUCGGGUUUUACAAGAACCUGAUCUCAGCGCAGUUCAGAAACAACUUGCAGACGUAUGGAGCCAAGGCUUCCGUUCCGUGGCCAUAGUAUUCAUCCAUUCAUAUGCCUACCCCAACCACGAGCUUCUUGUCGGGAAAAUGGCUCUGGAGAUGGGAUUCUCCGUCACAUUAUCAUCAGAGCUCCAGCCUAUGAUCAACGUGGUUCCCCGAGGAACUUCAGCCAUUGCAGAUGCUUACCUCACUCCCAUCAUCAGGAAUUACAUCAGCUCCAUUGAGGCAAAUUUCCGCGGAGGCUUCUCAUCAGCAGAUACACGAAUCGAAUUCAUGCAAUCAGAUGGAGGUCUCGCGGACUACCGCAAAUUUAGCGGCCUCAAGGCUAUUCUAUCCGGCCCGGCAGGCGGAGUUGUUGGCUAUGCUCAGACGUCAUGGGAUGAAGAGGAAAAGAAGCCCAUCAUCGGCUUUGACAUGGGCGGCACAUCAACAGAUGUAUCCCGAUAUGCGGGUGUCUACGAUCACGUUUUCGAAACCACCACCGCAGGCAUCUCCAUCCAAUCGCCACAGCUCGACAUCCACACCGUUGCCGCCGGCGGUGGCUCCAUUCUCUCAUGGAGAAACGGGCUAUUUAACGUGGGCCCAGAAUCGGCCUCUGCUCAUCCAGGCCCAGCGUGUUACCGCAAGGGCGGUCCAUUAACCAUCACAGAUGCCAAUCUGUUCCUAGGUAGAAUCUUACCAGAGUACUUCCCCAAGGUGUUUGGCCCCAAAGAAAACGAGCCGCUGAAUCGCGAAAUUGUCGAGACCAAGUUCGCCGAGCUUACAGAUGAGAUCAACAAAGACAGAAAAGCCUCUGGCCUUACCUUAUUCAGCCCUGAGGAAGUGGCCCUUGGGUUCUUAAAGGUUGCCAACGAAGGCAUGGCUGGGCCUAUUCGAGCUCUCACAGAAGCUCGUGGAUACGACGCUGCCGACCACCAUCUUGCCUGUUUCGGUGGUGCAGGCGGCCAGCAUGCCUGCGCAGUCGCCAAUGUCUUGGGCAUUUCUCGCAUCAUCUUGCAUAAAUAUUCUUCCAUUCUGUCUGCUUACGGCAUUUCACUGGCAGACGUCGUUCACGAGACUCAGCGUCCUGCCGCGAUAGUCUACAGCCCGGAGACAGAGGGCGAAAUCCGAUCACAGCUUGAGAACCUGGCCCAGCAAGCAACAGACGCUCUCUUGAAGCAGGGGUUCGCUGUUGACCACAUUUCCCACAACUCUUACCUCAGCAUGAGAUACGCUGGCUCAAACAGUUCGCUCAUGAUUCUCAAGGGCCAAGACUGGGACUUUAAGCGAGAGUUUGAAGAUGCUCACAAGCGGAGUUUCGGAUUCCACUUCCCAGAGAAGGACAUUAUUGUAGAUGAUAUCCGUAUUCGAGCCAUUGGAGGAACAGGCACGAAGGAGAUCAAAACUCCGUUUGCUCAACUCAGAAAAGUCCAGGGUACUAGCGUCCCUUCGCCUACUGCAGAUGGAACGAAUUCUGUCUACUUUGAAGGCUCUGGGCACGUAAAUGCUCCCAUUUAUGAGCUCCAGAAGCUUUCGGAGGGAUCACAGAUUUCAGGUCCAGCACUCAUCAUCGAUAACACCCAGACCAUUGUCGUCGCCCCCGGAACAACAGCCACCAUCUUGGACAGCUACGUUGUUAUUGACGGCGCGCUAAACACAACAGAUUCAAAGUCAAAGAAGGCACAGGAAGAAUUCAGCCCAAUCCAGCUCACAGUCUUUGGUCACCGGUUCAUGGGCAUUGCAGAGCAAAUGGGCCGCACACUGAGGCGAACCGCCGUAUCCACCAACAUCAAAGAGCGUCUCGAUUUCUCAUGCGCAAUCUUCAGCCCCGACGGCGGCCUCGUCGCCAACGCGCCACACGUGCCAGUCCACUUGGGAUCCAUGCAAUUCGCUGUCCAAUACCAACAUCGCCUAUGGGAAGGCAAGCUUCGUGACGGCGAUGUGCUCAUGUCCAACCACCCUUCAUGCGGCGGCACGCAUCUACCCGACAUCACAGUCAUCACCCCUGUGUUUGACGGAGACGAACUCGCUUUCUACGUUGCCUCUCGCGGCCAUCAUGCUGACAUUGGUGGCAUUCUCCCGGGCUCAAUGCCCCCAACCUCCACCGCGCUAUGGCAAGAAGGUGCCGCCAUUCAGUCAACCAAGCUUGUCAGCGAAGGCCGCUUCGACGAGGCAGAAGUCGUCAGGUUAUUACUGGAAGAGCCAGCCCAGUACGAUGGCUGCUCAGGCACCCGCAGACUGCAGGACAACAUCUCAGAUCUGAAAGCCCAAAUCGCUGCAAAUGCAAAGGGCAUUGCGCUGAUCAAGGGACUCAUCGAAGAAUACGGCCUGGCUUGCGUACACAGAUAUAUGUACGCCAUUCAGCACACGGCAGAGGCUGCUGUUCGGACCCUGCUAAAGAAGACGCUCGCCACAUACGGCUCAGAGCCCCUCACGGCGACUGACUAUAUGGAUGAUGGAACGCCUAUUAGCCUUUCCAUCAGUAUCUCUCCAGAUGGCUCUGCUGUCUUUGAUUUCACCGGCACUGGCCCUCAUGUCCUGGGCAACACAAAUGCCCCUAUUGCCAUCACUCAUUCCGCCAUCAUCUACUGUCUUCGCUGCCUUGUCUCAUCAUCUAUCCCUCUCAACCAAGGCUGCCUAACACCCAUCAAGAUUGUCAUCCCUGAAGGCACCAUCCUGACGCCAGGCGACGGUCUCGCAGUUGUGGGCGGCAACGUCCUCACCUCUCAGCGCGUGACCGACGUCGUUCUCCGCGCAUUCAACGCCUGUGCCGCCAGCCAAGGCUGCUGCAACAACCUCACCUUUGGCACCGGCGGCAAGGAUCCCGUUACGGGAGAGCACAAGGAGGGCUUUGGCUACUACGAAACCAUUGCAGGCGGAUCUGGCGCCGGGCCCGAUUGGAUCGGCCAGAGCGGUGUCCAUACGCACAUGACCAACACGAGAAUCACGGAUCCAGAGGUCUUUGAGAAGAGAUAUCCAUGCAUCUUGCGCCGCUUCGAGCUACGGAAGGGCUCGGGAGGAAAAGGACGCAAUAGGGGUGGUGAUGGAACAGUUCGAGAGAUUGAGUUCCGCGUCCCUGUCCAGUGUUCUAUUCUGAGCGAGAGAAGAUCCCGUCGUCCAUACGGUAUGGAGGGUGGAGGAGACGGCGAGGCCGGUCUGAACUGCGUCAAAGUUACGGACCCAGCAACAGGGGAGAAGAGAGUAAUUAAUUUGGGUGCAAAGGCCACCACAAGGCUGGGUCCCGGAGAGAGCGUUGUGAUUCAGUCUCCUGGAGGAGGAGCUUGGGGGCUAAUUGAGGCAUAGAAUAGAAGUUUGUGUAGCAAUACAAGGUUGAAUAGUUGACAUGGAAAAAGCCUAAUUCAUUUUUUAUAGACAGCUUUGAAAUGCUUACAGCGGUG